Messenger RNA from Cavenderia fasciculata, 198 nucleotides. RefSeq lists its product as uncharacterized. The record is from RefSeq and is a predicted model, not a curated record. The coding region runs from base 1 to 198 and encodes 65 amino acids. The transcript is spliced from 3 exons. NCBI's taxonomy places the organism in Eukaryota, Evosea, Eumycetozoa, Acytosteliales, Cavenderiaceae.
AUGAUAUUUACAACUCUUUCAAAGAUCUCCAUCUCUAUAUCUAUGAAGCAAUCUUCAUCAUCCUAUUCUGUAUCAUCAUCAUCAUCAUUGAACCAAUUGACCGAUCAUCAUACCGUCCAACUCCAACAACAAUCUACCAAUUCAAUGUGUAGAUUUAACCGUCCAUCAUGGGCAUUUGGAUACUUCGACCAUGAAUGA